Theileria annulata is the source of this 1545-nucleotide messenger RNA. Its product is annotated as MAC/perforin, putative. The record is from RefSeq and is a predicted model, not a curated record. The transcript is spliced from 6 exons. Bases 1 to 1545 code for a protein of 514 amino acids. NCBI's taxonomy places the organism in Eukaryota, Apicomplexa, Aconoidasida, Piroplasmida, Theileriidae.
AUGAAUUUUUUAUGUUUUAUAAAAUUUGCUAUUAUCUUUAUUGCAGAGAAUGGGAAAGGUCACUUAAAUAAAUUAAAUACAAGUUUGAAAGAACCGAAAAUCUAUUCUUUAAUUGAAAAAAAUGAUGGUGGCGAAAGGGGGAGACAGAAGACAGGAGUUGAUGUUUUACAGGAAAACGACUCAAUUAAUUUUAAAACGACAAAAAUCGUCGUAGGAUUAGAGUACCUGGGAGCUGGAUAUGAUAUAAUUAAGGCAAACACCAUGGGGGACUCUGAACAAGGAGAAGAUUUGGGAUACAGAGCCCCCGUCAUAGAUUUUGCUUGGGCACAAACUGAUGUGGGAGUUACGAAUAGUCUGGACUCAUUACAACCAGUGGGAGGAUGGGUAAGGCCUAAAGUGUCGUGUGGAGAGUCUGAAAAUGUGACUGAAAUAGAGUCAAUAAGUAAUUUAAAAGAUGUGACGGAAAGCGACGUGCAAGUUGACGUAAAGGUUCCUAACGUUGGAACAGGAUCAUUGAACACACAAUAUCAAGAAUUAAAAGCUGAUUCAGAAAACAGAAAAAAUAAAUUGUACACAAACACAUACUACUGUUUCACCUAUGCGGCAGGAAUACCUCCAACACUUGAUUGGAAUACAACCGAGGAUUUUAAUUUAUCAGUUUCUGAAUUACCAAAGAAAAUUAAAGAUUAUGAAAAGUGUACACCAGAGGGAUACAAGAAAAGAAUAAAAGAAUGCAAGGAUUUGGUCAAAUGGAUGGAGUUUUUCUCAGAGUUCGGAACCCAUGUUGUUGUUCAAGUUCAUUUGGGUGAGCAAAGAAUUAACCAAUAUAUAUUAGGAGGAAAGUUAACUCGAUACUUGAGUGUUCCAUCAAGUAUAAUUGAAUCUCUGUCAAACAAAGGAUUUGAUGUAAACGCAGUGAUUGGAGCUGUCAUAUCUGGAGUUAAAACAGACAUAUCGGUUGGAGCUUCAAAGUCAGAUGAAAGUGAAAUAAAGCAACUUAAAAAAUCAUCAAAACUGAAAUUUAGUGUUUUGGGAGGAAUUCACCCAGAUAGGCAGAUUUCACCAUCAUCAAUAAGAAACUGGAAAUCAACAGUUCCUAGAUAUCCAAUGCCUAUUAAGAUUGAUGUGGAGACAAUAAGUACAUUUUUGCCAAGAUCAUAUUAUAAUUCAUUCAAAGAAGCAUUGAAUUUCUACAUAACACUCAACAAAGCUCUUCCUUGGGAUAUUGAACAAAAGGAAAAAAGGCUUAUGACCAUAAAAUCACUGUUGGUAAAUUCGAAACAGGUAGUAGUCACAAACAAAAAUGAUGAAAUACCUGUGGCGAAAUGUCAAAAUGGGAAAAGAGUACUUUUUGGAUUCAUUAUAAACAUUUAUGAAGAUUUAACCACCUCUGUGUAUUCAUGCAUACAAUACAAAAAAUUUUGCACUGUCGAUGAAAUUAUGGAAAAAUCCACAGUAAUUAUAUAUACACUUUGCGGGAACUCACUGGGCCUUGAAUUCAAAACUAAAUAUGUAAAUGAUGAAAAUGGUGAAAAUGUAAAAUAA